Molecule: messenger RNA, 993 nt
Organism: Balaenoptera acutorostrata (minke whale)
Lineage: Eukaryota; Metazoa; Chordata; Mammalia; Artiodactyla; Balaenopteridae
Product: transmembrane protein 135-like
Exons: 2
Source: RefSeq, a predicted model, not a curated record
AUGGGGGAGGGGGAGAAGAUCAGUGAACCACUGAGGGUCUAUUACGAGAAGAAAGUGAGAACAGAUAUUGGGGGACUACUGGUAGCCUCUACCACUAGUCUACCCUUUAGCAAAACGUUUCUGCAUGGGUGCAAAGACGGUUUGAAAGGAUUUACAUUCUCUGCACUUAGGUUCAUUGUUGGGAAGGAAGAAAUUCCCACACAUUCUUAUUCACCAGAGGCGGCAUAUGCAAAAGUGGAACAAAAGACUGAGAAACAUGAGGAAAAACCAAGAGGAACGAAUAUAAUUGCUCUAGUCAGGAAGCUUGUGGAUUCAGUAUGUAAGCAUGGACCAAGGCAUUGAUGUUGCAAACACUAUGAGGAUAAUUGCAUCUCUUAUUGCAUUAAAGUUUUCAUCAGAAUGUUUAGCAUGGGAUACUUGAUCCAGUGCUGCCUCCGGAAUUCCUCUGCAUUUAGGCAUCUGUUUACACAGCCAUUCCGGCUACUUUCUCUCUUCUACAAUAAAGAAAACUUCCAGCUCAGAGCUUUUUUGGGCUCUUUUGUUAGUAUAUACAAGGGUACUAGUUGCUUCCUGCGCUGGGUCAGAAAUCUGGAUGAUGAACUGCAUGCCAUUAUAGCUGGGUUUUUGGUGGGAAUAUCAAUGAUGUUUUAUAAAAGCACAAUUUCCAUGUAUUUAGCUUCCAGAUUGGUAGAGACAAUGUAUUUCAAAGGCAUUGAAGCAGGAAAGGUUCCCUAUUUUCCCCAUGCAGACACUAUCAUCUAUUCCAUCUCUACAGAAAUUUGCUUCCAGGCAGCUGUCAUGGAAGUUCAGACCUUGAGACCAUCUUACUGGAAGUUCCUUUUAAGGCUCACCAAAGGCAGAUUUGCUGUCAUGAACCGAAAAGUUCUUGAUGUUUUUGGUACUGGUGCAUCUAAACACUUUCAGGACUUCAUCCCUAGGUUGGAUCCAAGAUAUACAACUGUAACACCAGAAUUGCUCAUCGAGUUUCCUUGA